GGGUAGCUGGAGGACAUGUACUGUCCCCCUGAGAUCCUCCCUGGUGAGAAGGCAGCAGCCCCCUCGUCCUGCCCCAUGUCCGGAAGGAUUUGUUCUCCCUGCUCUUUGGAAAGGCCUGGGAGAGGCAGAGGAUUGUCUCCAACGGUCAGGGUGGAGCUUGAGUUCCCACAGAAGACCCCGUGGCCCCGGAGCUGCUUCUCUUAGCGACCCUUCCUCUAGGACCUUGUUCGGAAUGCUGCAAGCAACUUGGGCUUGCUGUGGCACUGAGGAUGUUGCUUCUCCUUGCAGAUGACGUCAAGGUCGAGCAGCUGAACUACCUGCAGCUAGCGCGAGCCACCUCCUUCCCACUGUACGUGGUGCAGGAGUGUGUGCAAGAGACCGUCCUCUUGUACUGUUGCCUCCUGAAGAACAAGGAGCACGUCCCCUUUGCCUUCAGGGACAUCGGUGUUUUGACCUGUGAAGAUGGUUUCCUGUGCAUGAAGUUUUAUCCAGACUGUGUUAAACAUCUGGAGAGCGCUGCAGACCUCGUUGCAAUGCUCCACAGUAGAAUGUGGCCGGCACACCCGACUGCCUUGAGUGGAGAGACCACCGCUCGUGCGAUCCAGAUGUUCCCAAGGUGAGUGCAUUUCCUCCGCAGCCCUUGGCUUCCCACCUCCUCCUUUGGAACAUGCGCGGUCGGGUCUCCACGCUCAGCAUCCA
Anas platyrhynchos (mallard) is the source of this 699-nucleotide messenger RNA. The record is from RefSeq and is a predicted model, not a curated record. Lineage: Eukaryota; Metazoa; Chordata; Aves; Anseriformes; Anatidae.